Closterium sp. NIES-67 is the source of this 1939-nucleotide messenger RNA. NCBI's taxonomy places the organism in Eukaryota, Viridiplantae, Streptophyta, Zygnematophyceae, Desmidiales, Closteriaceae. The record is from the annotation of a GenBank genome assembly.
UUUCCAUUUCAAAGUUCCUAAAUGCUCCCCCUACGAGACCCCCCUGCCGAUUCUUCACAGCCCCUCAUCCCUGACAGCCGUAUGGCCCUCGAUGCACCUCAACCGUCCGAUCGUCCCUCUCAAAGCGAUCAAGCCGUCGCUGGCUCAUCAGUUUCACUUAUCUCGGGAACGCCGCGUGGCGACGUGUCGGUGAUUCUUCAUACCCCCGAAAGGCCGCGGAGUCACGGAGAGGACGAGCGCCAGGAGAGGGGAGAUGGCGCGCAAAGCGCAAAGAGGGGGCAGCAUGAUUCCGCUCAAGCGCAAGCGGAAUUCCCCGCCAGCGGCGCAACUCGAGCGCGCAUGCCGUGGUGGGGCGCUCCCCUUCUCUGCAUCGCUCUCGUCGCCGUCUCCUCUGCCGGCGCCGUUACCAAAAUCAUUCGCGACGCCGAUCCCGUCGCCAUCGCGAGCUGGCGACUGCAGGCGACGUCGCUCGUGCUCCUCCCGGGUUUCGGAUUCGAGCUGAUCCAGUGGCUGCUGACGUGGAGCAGACAGCGCCGUAGUGGCGAGCGCAUCGCUCAUCCAAGUCAUAGCUUGGAUCGACGAGGGGAAUCUCGUGAGGAAAUCGAGUCCGCGCCCAUCCUUCUUCCUGAGGAGGAUUCAGAGAUUGCUGGGAACGAACAGCAACGGCGUGCCUGCACCACGCCUAUUAACUCAUGCACCGGUGAUCUCUCUCCCUCUGGUCCGCACCAGGGCCUCUUCUCCCCUCCACUCCCCCCUCCGUUCACUCUCUUCCUCCUCCUCCUCCUCUCCGCCUGCGCGCUCGCCCUCCACUUCGCCCUUUGGAUUCUCUCCCUGCGCCUCACCUCGCUCGCCCACUCCCUCCUCUUCGUCUCCACGCCCCCGCUCCUCCUCUCCCUCGCGCACCUCCUCUCAGGCGCGCCCCUCUCCUGCGCAGAGGCGCUGGGGACGCUGCUGGGGGGGCUGGGCGCAGCAGUGGUGGCGAUGGGGGGGAGUGCGGGGUCCGGCAGGGGAAAGAGUGGCUAUGAUGAUGAUGAUGAUGAUGAUGUGUCUGUGGGAGGGGAUAUGGCAGCACUGCUAGCAGCAGCAGCGUUUGUGGUGUACGUGUGGGUGGGAGGGCGAGUGCGAACGUCCCUCCCACUGCAUCUCUAUGCUCUGCCGGUGACCGCAGCUGCUGGAGCCAUGCUUGCUGCUGCCGCCACCCUCACACCCCUCCUGGACCCCUCGCAUGCAUGCCCUCCCCAUGCCAUCACAGCAGCACAUGCCGCUGCUGCAGGAGCACCAGUACCCAUCAUGGCACCAUUCGCAACAUCCACUGGUGGAGCAUUGGUGGGGAUCGGGACAGGAGCAGGAGCAGGGGCAGGUGAAGCACUACUGGCAUCGCCACAACUACCCCCACUGCCACAGCCGCCACUGCGUCUGCCUCCACCAUCGUCCUCCCACUGUACGGCAUGGCAGCCACUUGCCUGGCUCUCCCCCCCCUUCCUCGCACCCACUCUCUUCCUGGCCCUUGGCCCCGGGUACAUGGGCCACACAGGGCUCAACGCCCUGCUGCGCUACACCACGCCCCUCGUCAUCGCCAUCGCUAUCACUGUAGAGCCGCCACUCGGCUCGCUGAUUGGCUGGGCUAUUGGCCAGUCAGGUGCUCCGGAUGCAGCUACGUGGGUGGGGGGGUUGCUGAUGGUGGGUGCCACGCUGUGGGUGGCGCUGGAAGGACAGGAGAGGGCCAGAGGCCGGCACUAACGACCUUGUGGUCGCAAGGCAAUACUCUCAGAGUAACGAAUUAGCUAGAAUGUGAGAUACAGUGUGGUUUUGUGCUGAGGGGUUGUACUCUCUAAGAGUACGUUCCUAUCUAGCCUAUAGCAAUAUACACACAUAUGUUUGACACACCCCCUAGGCUAGAUGAGGGGCAGUGCCUGGCAAGAGACAUGCAACUCAGGGU